CGCGAAAUCGGAGCGGGGAGGAAAUCUCGCGGGGGAAAUCUUGCGCGCUCGGUUGCAUUGCGGGGUGGCGACGCGAUCCGAGCGAUGGGGGAGGGACGAGGAGGACGAGGAGGCAAGAAAGGGAAAGAAAGCGGUGGCCGGUCAGAGCAGAGCAGAGCACGAGGAGGAGGAGGAGGAGGAGCAGCAGCAGCAGCAGGAGGAGGAGGAGAUCGUGAGUGCGGUGUGCGGAAAGCUCUAGCUUGAUCUGCAGAGAGGAGAGCUCGGGCCGGGGACCUGGGACCUGGGAGUGGGAGCUUUGAUGACUAGUCAUCAUCAGGUGGACAUCACUUCUGCAUGCAUGUUGGAGUCGUAGUGGAGGUGGUGGUGGUGGUGGUGGGGAUGGUGCCGGUACUAGUUCGUCGAGCGAGGAGUAGUGUAGAAUCGAAGCGAACCGAUCCUGUCGCGCGAGCGAUGGAGUAGCAGAUGUUGAGGAGAAGCGGUGACUGGUGCUCAGCAGCCGAGACGGAAAGAUCGUAUCUCGAUGCCGCGCGAGGCGCGGAGCGCAGAGGUUGAGAGUGACCGCCAGCGCCAAGGAGGACUGGAUUGCGAGUCGCGCUUGUAGAUGUGCCAGGGGAGAUUUGGAUUUCAUCUCGCGGAUUAAAGAGGCGGAGCGACAGGGAGGCAAUUUGACUCGAAAGAAUUGGACGAGAUCGGCGUGCCGGUGUUGGUGAUCGAGACGAGUCUGUAAGGUGCUCAGUGGCGAGAGCGCACAGGGCUGUGAACAAAGCGAUGUGAGAGCGACGCAGUGGAGUCUGAGGCUUAGAAUGGGGUGUGUCGGAUCUUCGGAGAAGGGCGUCGAUGGGUUGUUUACCUUCCACGAAACCUUUCGAACACAAAUACAUUCAUGGCACCAAAAGAAGAUCAAGAAGCCAAAGGUGUGGAAGCAUCCAGAAUCCCUCACUAGGGCACAACUGAAGCAGAUGCGAGACGAAUUUUGGGAUACCGCGCCACACUACGGUGGCCAGAAAGAAAUCUGGGAUGCACUUCGUGCUGCAGCUGAAGCCGAAAUAAGUCUAGCACAACUCAUUGUUGACAGUGCUGGGGUCAUUGUCACUUCAGAGGACUUAUCUACAUGCUAUGAUGAACGAGGUGCCAAGUAUGACCUACCAAAAUACGUGCUGAGUGAACCGACAAAUUUGAAGGAUGAUUAGCAGGAGAAGUCUGCAAUUAUAUAUGGCUGGUCCUUUGCCAUUUUACGUGCAGUAGACUGGUGACCUUCUACAGGAGUUAUCUUGUUCCAUCCUGCACCCACAUGCUUCAAUUUGCGGAGCGUUCAGCAAUCGACCUGUCAGAACUUUAAUGUGGUUUCACGGUCGGCUUUGUUCGAGUAACGAUGUACUCGAUAAACGAGUAUUGCACGGUGGGUUAGUUUGCUGAUCAAACACAAGGACCGUCGUUGAUGAAUCAAACAUCAUCAAAGUGUAUUUCAGGGAGAGGACAGAGAAGUGGUCCCUUAUCCGCCACGGUGGGGUAUAGACUCCAUCGUUUGAGAUUAUCCUUGACUAAGGAAUUUCUGGCGGUCAAAUCGUUCAGGGAGUAACCACAUGAAUGCAAUUUUCUUGUAAAGAUAGGAAACCAAGGCAAACAUCCAGCUCAGCUACAUUCGAGCGAUCCUAUGCUCUUGUAAUCUCCUGUGGAAGGUUGAGAAGGCUGUCGGAGUACAGAAUGCUGGUUGUUUUACACUCAGAUUUUUCAUGUUUUUCAACGUUAAUCUCCUCAUCUUAUGACUCGCGGCAAUCGACCUGGUCAGGAAUUAUCGUUUAUACGAACAUAUUGUUCAUAAAGACUAAUUCUGAAUCCUUUUUGUAGAUACUUGUUUUUUAAAAGCUUCUAUACAACUCUCGGU
Messenger RNA from Marchantia polymorpha subsp. ruderalis, 1885 nucleotides. The record is from the annotation of a GenBank genome assembly. Lineage: Eukaryota; Viridiplantae; Streptophyta; Marchantiopsida; Marchantiales; Marchantiaceae.